CCUCUUUACUUUGCGCUGGUGCUGGAGCUGGAAGCUCAGUGACUCUUCGACUGGAUAAAGACACACAGCAGUUGUUUUUCUCUCAGAGAUCAAGAUCUUCUCGGUCACAAUGAAUUCUCUGAUUUUCCUGCUUCUUGUGGGAAUACACGGCGCGACGGCAGCGACUCACUCUCUGAAGUAUUUCUACACUGCUUCCUCUCAAGUCCCAAACUUCCCAGAGUUUGUGGUUGUUGGGUUGGUUGAUGAUGUUGAGAUGAUUCACUAUGACAGCAACACCAGGAGAGCAGAGCCGAAACAGGACUGGAUGAACAAAUUCACACAAGAUGAGCCACAAUACUUGGAAAGUCAAACUCAGGGGUUGAUUGGUACCCAGCAGACCUUCAAAGCUGGCAUUGAAAUUUUGAAGCCACGCUUCAACCAAACUGGAGGAGUCCACGUUAACCAGAGGAUGGUCGGCUGUGAGUGGGACGAUGAGACUGGAGAGGUUAAAGGUUAUGAUCAACACGGUUAUGAUGGAGAAGAUUUCAUAGCAUUUGACCUAAAGACAAAGACAUGGAUCGCUCCAACACCACAGGCUGUCAUCACCAAACACAAGUGGGACAAUAACAACGCUUGGAUCGCACAGGCAGAGCAGUACCUGAACCAGAUCUGUCCUGACUGGCUGAAGAAGUAUGUGAACUAUGGGAGGAGCUCUCUGCUGAGAACAGGUACAAUCACAUGAUCUGAUGAAGUUUCA
This is a messenger RNA of Seriola aureovittata, 736 nucleotides long. Its product is annotated as class I histocompatibility antigen, F10 alpha chain-like. NCBI's taxonomy places the organism in Eukaryota, Metazoa, Chordata, Actinopteri, Carangiformes, Carangidae. The record is from RefSeq and is a predicted model, not a curated record. Gene Ontology annotation, biological process: immune response. Bases 110 to 721 code for a protein of 203 amino acids. Gene Ontology annotation, cellular component: external side of plasma membrane. The transcript has 3 exons.